AUGUCGCGGCCUGUGUUCACUUUCAGUGACUCUCCUUUUCAACCCCCUCAGCUUCCCAUCAAUGCUCUACCAAAUACACCGAAUACUGGUACAGUACGAUUCAACACUGCUUCGCCAUAUGUGUUGCCUCAGCCUCCCAUCUCAAACCCCGGUUCACGUCUUCAGACUUAUUCUGACUCAAGCCUUGAUCAUCACGGCACAUCGGAAAUGCAGACUCCUGGGGUAGAACAUGGAACAUGGGAGGAUGAAUGUGAUGAGCUUAAUGAGGACAAUACGAGCUACUCCGCUGCGAUAGGCCCUGAUGAGAAUAAUUCCAACAUAAGUUUGACCCCCCAAAAACGUUCAGAAGGAGAGACCACAGAUCUCAUGAGUUGGGUGGAUGGCAUCCAAUCUCACUAUUCUCUAACCCCAAUGCAAGUUCGGGAGCUCAAAGGGAUGGUCGCAAUUGCUGGCUGGGUAGAGACGGGACAACUCAAGAUAAACUGUCUGCAAUAUGCAGCGACCUGCCGUAUCGAAAACAAGUUCGAAGCGCAGCAUACAGAUUCAACUUCAGUCAAAGAAGUUGUCAAUGGAGCUCUGAAGCAAAUCAACAAAGGGUAUGAGGUUCCCAGACAUGUCAAGGCAAUCAUUCGAUCCAUUGCACGGGAUGAAUGUGCGAAGCCUACACGUCUGAGUUACGGCGACAUCAUUCCUGCAGUAUGGGAACGUUGCAAGACUGAAGCAGGGCAGCAUGAAUUUACAGACAUAUUGGCAAAAACAGGAUCGGCCACUGCAUUAAAAAAAGAAGCGGAGUCUCUUACAGGAAAAAUGCUCCAACAAUUCCGAGACGAUGCAAGUUUUUGUGACAUCUUUGCAACCAUUAUUGACGAAACCGGAAAAAGGGGGCUCUCAACGCUGGAGCAGGCAACCGUCGCCUUGGUUCAAAAAUAUGUCCAAGGAGGCUUGGGAUCGAGUAAUGGGCAUCUGUACCAGUUCCGAUUUGCUAUCCUGCGUCGAUUUUUACGUGAACGGUGUUGUGAGGAGGAUGGUCCAAUUCUCAAGAAGCAGAAAAACCUCGCGGGUAAACAAGCAAAGGAGGCUUCAUUCUGGGGCCGCGUGGAUGCAUUCCUUGACGGACUCAAAUGUGAAUUCAAAAGUAAUGACCUCCGGACAGAUAAGUGGACGGCAUACCUUGUCGAAACUAUACAAGAAGAUUGGAAACGAUUCGGAAACCCGUCACGAGCUUUACCACCCCUUCCCCUUUCCAUUGAUUCAUUGGAGAGCCAUUCACCUUCACGCAAUGGUGAACCACCCUCGCCGGAAAACUCGACCUCAUCGCUACAAAGCAACUUUCGGGAGCCAUUACAGACUCUAGCAAACGAGGUCAGCAAACGCAAGCGAGGAGCCAUUGAGAAGAAUGAUUAUCUGGCAUUCUGA
This is a messenger RNA of Lentinula edodes (shiitake mushroom), 1416 nucleotides long. RefSeq lists its product as uncharacterized. The transcript has 8 exons. Bases 1 to 1416 code for a protein of 471 amino acids. NCBI's taxonomy places the organism in Eukaryota, Fungi, Basidiomycota, Agaricomycetes, Agaricales, Omphalotaceae. The record is from RefSeq and is a predicted model, not a curated record.